GCCAGCAUCCCGGAGUCACCUCUUCAAUGUUGAAAUUGGGACUGGUGUUUUGCGGGGACUAUUUAAUGAAACUGCCAGUUGAAAACAUCUGAGGCGUUUGUUUUUCAAACUAUACACAUGUAUUUUCCUCUUGGUCAGUUGUGCAUCCAGACUCCCACUCCUCUUUCUAUUCUGGUUAGAGACAGUGGACGCUGUUCUGUGAAGGAAGUAGUACACAGAGUGGUACAAGAGCUUCAGUUUCCUGAAAUAGCCUUCAUUUCUCAGAACAAGAAUAGACUAAUGAGUUUCAGAAGAAAGUUCUUGGUAUCUGGUCAUUUUGAGCCUGUAAUCACUGAUGCUCCAGAUACUCAACCAGACAACAGAAGGACAGUUUUCUUGCUUCAUUAAACAGCACAACGGUUUUCAGCGGUGCUAACAUAAGCACAAAAGGGUUUUCUAAUGAUGAAUUUGCCUUUCAAAAUGAUUAACUUGGAUUAGCAAACACAAUGUGACAUUGGAACACAGGACUGGGGGGUGCUGAUAAUGGGCCACUGUAUGCCUGUAUGUAGAGAUUCCAAUACAAUUUCUAUAGUCAUUUACUAUAUCAACAGUGUCUACAUUGUAUUUCUGAUCAAUUUGAUGUUAUUUUAAUGGGAAAUAAUAUGCUUUGCUUUUGAAGACAUUUGUAAGUGACCCCAAGCCUUUGAAUGGAAGUGUAACUAGAAAGCAAAAUACAUCUCAGAUAUUGAGAUUCUUCUAACCCUGGCACUGCAAGAGCCAGGAACUGUGUACCAACUGUGCAACAUGGGACAUGCCUGCCAAUGUAUUACCAUCAAGGAGAGUGUUUUGGGUGUGGCACAUAGAAAUUGUUAUUCAAAGGGCCUGCUGAACCAGAGAACAUUAGUCACAUGCAGCUGUGAUACGCUCUGCACACACACUCACUGAAAUACACACACAACACACACUCAAAAACAUGCACUAACACACACACUAAUCAAUUUUUUUUAACUCAGAUAUCCAUUUAAACAUGAUACUUAACAGAGCAGUUUCAAGGAUCCCUUCAUUGAUGGUUCUUCUGGCACUUUUAGAUGGUGGGUGAACAUUUCGUCAUGUUACUACUUACAAAUUAGAACUUUCAGGAGCACUGAAAACUAUCAUUUCCAUAUCUUGUUCAAAACUGGUCAAACUCAGAGCCUAACUAUUUCAAAUUCUAACCUUACUUUCCCCUUAUAGUUUGCAUUUGUUCAUAUCGACUCAAACUUUUCGAAUUACCUAAAGAGCACUUGACUGCAAAGGAAGGGUCCUGCAUUACAAUUGAAUGCACUGUCAAUGGGAUUAUAAAAGAUAAAAAAGAACCGCUAUGGUUUUGGAUGAAAAAUGCACAGUGGGAUGAUGAAAAACAAAAAUACAGCGGCACCAUAAUUGUAAGCAAUAAUCCUGAGGAUCAAACGGCAGCCCCUGACUUGGCACCCAGAGUGAGGUUCCUUGGGUCUCAAAAUUUUAAACUGGCCAGAAAAGGUGACUCGUGUGGCCUGUACAUCCACAACCUGCAGAAGACAGACAGUGGAAUCUACAAAUUCAGAUAUAUGGGAAAGAGAAAAUGGAUGACUCAUCCAGGUCUGAAUCUUACUGUUGAAGAUGAGCCAUGCCGGGUUAAAGUUAACAACCAGCCAGUGUUCAAAGAGUCUGACAGCGUGACCAUUAAAUGCUCCACAUUUGGGUUAUGUGGAUCAUACCCAGAGGUCACAGGGCUUAGUCAAACCAUCCAACCUUCUCACAACGAAGAGGACAACAUUAAAAUCACUGAGGUCAGCUUUAAUGCUAGCUGGAUGGAUGAUGGGAGGGUGCUGUCCUGUCAACCACCGGGCACCAAAGAUAAUUGUAUGGUCAGGGACAUCAAGCUGACUGUUGAGUAUGCCCCCAAGGAGACCAUCUCCUGGAAAAGUUCCUCUGAUAUAAAGGAAGACGACAACGUCAUUCUCACUUGUUCCAGCAGAGGGCACCCUAAUGCCACAUACUACUGGUAUAAAGAAAAUUCAUUAAUACAAAACAGUGAAGCAACGUUUAAGAUUUCUUCCAUCAAACCUGAAGACAGUGGGAAAUACCACUGUGAAGCUGUAAACAAACAUGGGACCAAUAAAUCAGAAGCUAUCACACUCAAUGUUAAAUAUGCUCCAAAAGGAGUAAGUGUGGUUACUGAUGACAUGACAACUCAGUACAAGGAAGGAAGCAAUUUCAAAUUAAUUUGUGAAGUGAAUAACGGCAAUCCAUCAGUUUACAUGUACUCCUGGUAUAAAGACAGUGAUAUGCUGACGGGCCACGAACGUACAUACAAUUUCACCAAACUAGAACCUGAACACACCGGAAAAUACCAGUGUGAGGGGACCAAUGAAGCAGGCUCCAGACGAUCACCAGAAUAUCAGAUAAAUGUACAAUAUGUUCCCAGAAACACUUACAUCGCUCGGAGUGAAGGAAGCCAGGUGGAGGUGGGCUCUUCGUUGUCAAUGACCUGUGUAGCCGAAGCCUAUCCUGCCCCCAGUGGCUACACCUGGUACUACAAGAGAGGAAAAAAUUACCAAUGGACGGAACUCUCACAAACAGGCUGGACACUAAGCUGGGAAAGAGUGGACUUAGAUACACACGGGUGUUACAUGUGUAGUGUCAACAAUGACAUCGGCACAGGACAGCAAAGUAGCCAAUCAUGCAUUGAUGUUCUCUUUACUCAGGAAGACCCAGACAUCUCAGGGAUGGCUUCAGGAAUAUUCUGCAAAUGUCUUUGAGUGGCCCAGCCAGAUCCCAUACCCAACCCUGUUCAAACAUCUCUGUAAGGAACUGAAUGGAUGUGAAGUAAUAGUUCCCAUCCAACCAGCUUGAGAGGAUCUGCAGACAAGAAUGAGAGAAUCUCCCCAAAUACAGGGGUGUCAAGUUUCAAACCCAAGAGGACUUGAGACUGCCAAAGAUGCUUUAACCAAGGGGUCUGAUUGAAGUGUUCUGAAUACUUACGUAAAUAUAAUAUAUGUAUUUUUAAUAUGCAAAAAUCUGUAAAUAUGAAAAUUGUGUAUUGUGUGUAGAUUAAUGAUGAAACAUUUGUGGAAGAAUUAUUUUCGAAUGUAGUAUAUGUGCAAAAGCAACUGCAGUGCUAUACAGUCAAUUCAAAAAGUAUUGGGACAUUAUUGGCAAAUUGAACAACACAAUGAUUUAUUUUAUUAUUCUUUAAUUUCAACAGAAUUAUUUCUUAAACACAAACGCUAAAGAAUAUAUAUAUUUGAAUUAACAAAAUUGCAGCUGUUGUGAAAUUCUAUGCUUUUUAGAUGGUCUCAGGAUAUUUUAGCCCAAAACCUGGUUGCCCGGCCUGCCAGGACAUUGAGACUUGACCAUGGAUGGAUCAUCCAACGUCUCCAGUGUUUUAAGUAUAUGCAAACAACAUAUUAGUGUACAAGAGUUGAAUAAUGUAAUUACAUUGAGUUUCCUGAGUGCCCUGUUAAAACAGAUGAAGACAGUAACAACAAAAAUGUUGCUUUUGAUAUUUUAUUUUUUACCCAGUUUAGAAGGCACAUUUAAACAAUUGCAGAUCACAUGAAGAAGAAUUCCGGAUGUCCCCUUGUGUCCUGAGAGGACAGGAUAUUGAUAGUUGAAUCUAAAAUUAAAUAGGCUAUUUGGCUUGUAAGAGAUUGUAAGUCCUCUUAGACCUGCUUCACUCUAGUCACAACCUAAGUGUUGCAGAAGUUUUUGUUUUAUUAUCCUGAACCAUGUUGACAUACAGUAGUGAUCAUUAUAAAUAAUGUUUAUUUCUAGAGCACUUUCUUUACAAUGCUAAUUAUUUUGCCAAGCUUACAAUCAAAAUUGUAGUAACUUUAAGUGUGUCACAAUUGCAAUGUUAACCCUUAUGCAUACUGUAGACAAUAUAGGAGUAAAGUUUUAUUAAAUUCAUAAAGUGCUUUUCAUGACAA
Molecule: messenger RNA, 3929 nt
Organism: Esox lucius (northern pike)
Lineage: Eukaryota; Metazoa; Chordata; Actinopteri; Esociformes; Esocidae
Product: B-cell receptor CD22
Exons: 6
Coding region: 1350-2759 (469 amino acids)
Source: RefSeq, a predicted model, not a curated record